This is a messenger RNA of Miscanthus lutarioriparius, 396 nucleotides long. The record is from the annotation of a GenBank genome assembly. Lineage: Eukaryota; Viridiplantae; Streptophyta; Magnoliopsida; Poales; Poaceae.
AUGCUCAUCGGCGGCACUGUCUUCAUCGCUGUCUCAGUGUUUGGUGGUGCAGCCAGCAAUGUUCCCAUGCUUCUAAUUAACAGGAUUCUACUGGGAAUUGGUCUCGGGUUCACUAAUCAGUCAAUCCCAUUGUACCUGUCAGAAAUGGAGCCACCCCGUUACCGUGGGGCAAUCAACAAUGGUUUUGAGCUUUGCAUCAGCCUUGGCAUUCUCUUUGCUAACAUUCUCAACUAUUUUGUCAUAAAAAUUACAGCAGGAUGGGGAUGGAGGAUAUCCCUGUCCAUGGCUGCACUGCCUGCUGCAUUCCUAACCAUCGGCGCAAUCUUCCUCCCUGAGAUGCCAAGCUUCAUAAUCCAAUGUGAUGGCAACACGGACAAGGCAAGGAUCCUGCUCUAG